Candidula unifasciata is the source of this 2124-nucleotide messenger RNA. The record is from the annotation of a GenBank genome assembly. NCBI's taxonomy places the organism in Eukaryota, Metazoa, Mollusca, Gastropoda, Stylommatophora, Geomitridae.
AUGCUAGGCGACGGGGUUGUUGACUGCUCGGGUCCUGAGGGACCUUUAGAUGAAACUAUUGGUGCGCUAGAGUCCACGACAUGCUACGAAAAAGAGGAUAACAUCUCGCACAUCUACAACAACUGGGCACCUCGUUGUGUGUACAUCAAGGACAGGUAUGAUGGGCUUCUUGGGUGCCGAGACCUCAAGCACCUGCAACACUGUGAAGACUUUAUCUGCUCCGAGGGCUACGUUAAGUGUCCGGGGUCAUACUGCAUCCCUAUUCACUAUGUCACUAAUGGGAUAUACGACUGUGCCAAGGGUGAGGAUGAAACAAUUCCGCUCGACUGCUCCGGAAGCUUCAAAUGUAUUCAGUCAACAAUCUGUGUUCAUCCGGACAACGUUUGUGACAACCACCCGCACUGUCCCCACGGAGAUGAUGAACUCAACUGCAAGGUGUCAUGCAUGCCUGGGUUUUCGUGUUUGGGAGGCACUGUCACAGUGUCCCACAACUUUCCACCAUCCAUGAUCACGGAUAUGUCCUUCAUCGACCCUAGAACUCGCUACCUUGACCUGUCUGGCGUCAACAUAUCCACCGUGUUUCCCGAAUUCCCCAAAGGACGCUUCUACAACCUUCUGGAAAUGUACCUCUCUGGCUGCGUCAUCACACACGUGGACAGUGUCAUGUACUCCCAGAAUGACCUGUGGUCAGUUAUCACCAUGGACCUGAGUUACAACCAGAUAGAAAGCAUCUCCAUGACCAGUAUCUUCAGAUACAUGAUAAGUCUCAAGUUCCUCAACCUCAGCCACAACGAGGCACUAACGUUCCUCCACCAUGACACUUUCAACACCUACGGCACGACCUCGGCCCUCACCGACCUCGACCUCUCGUUCACCAGCAUCUCCAUGCUACACCCAGUUCUGCUAGUUCCGCUGGUCAACCUGGAACGGUUAAGCCUGAGGGGAACAAAGAUCGCAGACAUGCGACCCAACAUGUUCCCAAUAGAUUUCUCCCUCCACGAGUUAGACCUCCGAGAAAUUAAAGUGGAGCUGUUUUCUGCCAACACGUUCAAAUUUAUCGUGGUCAAGUCAAACAUCUAUACAGACACAUUCAAGUUAUGCUGUCCCCAGUUACACAACGUCAACACGCCGAAUUACGUUUGUAGCGCCCCCGCAGACCCAUUCUCCUCGUGCUCCGACCUGAUGAGCGAACCCAUUUUACGGGUACUCCUCUGGUUGUUUGGCUGCUCGGCCGUUAUCUGCAACGUGAUGGUCAUCGCGUACCGCUUUGUAUUCGACAGAAACAUUCUGAAGAUGGCCUAUGGUCAUUUCGUGAUGCACCUCAGCAUAUCGGACUUGUUCAUGGGCGUGUACCUUCUCAUUGUCGCGGUGGCAGACUCCUACUUCAGAGGCACUUAUGUGUGGAAUGAAAUGGAAUGGCGGAACAGUCUAGGUUGUCGUGUGGCCGGAUUCUUAUCUACAAUGUCCAGAGAAGUGUCCACUUUCUUCAUCUUUCUGAUCACCGUCGACAGGUUCCUGGUCAUCAAGUUCCCCUUUGGGCAGCUGAAAAUGCGGAAACCUCUAAUAGUUGGCUGCUGCGCCACGGCCUGGGUGGUUGGGUUCGGCUUAGCAAUGAUCCCCCUAUUGCCUCCGUUCGAAUACUGGACGACAUACACGUCCAACGGCAUGUGCUUGGGCUUACCCCUCAUCAACAGACGCCAGCCCGGCUGGGAGUUCCCCACAGUUGUAUUCGUUUUCGUCAACUUCGUACUCUUCAUCAUGAUCGCUAUUGGUCAGUUUAUCAUAUACAGGACAAUGGCCGGAAUGAGGGUAGCCCAAGGGGCGCUAACCAACAUCAGCAGUAGAAGGGCUCAAGACUUUACAGUGGCCAAACAUUUAUCCUUCAUAGCUGUGACCGACUUCAUGUGCUGGUUCCCCAUCGGGGUCAUGGGACUCAUGUCCCUGGAUGGUCACCAACUCGGGGUGGAAGUCUACGCCUGGUCAACGGUACUGAUUCUCCCCAUCAACGCUGCCCUCAACCCGCUCAUCUACACCAUCCCUGCCCUGUCUCAAAAGUGGACAGAUUGCAUGACAAAGAGGCACAGAGACGACUCCUCACGGAACGGCACCAGAACCAACGACUGA